UGUAUAUUCUAUAGGUUGUGGUAUUCGUAUCAAAAAUAAUAUAAAUUUGGUCAUAAUUCUUGACCAACCUUUCUGUAUACAGCCUUUACGCUUUCAAAGAGGUCAUUUGUCUGAAAUUACAAUUCGUGAAUAUCAGAAGUAG
Messenger RNA from Funneliformis geosporum, 142 nucleotides. NCBI's taxonomy places the organism in Eukaryota, Fungi, Glomeromycota, Glomeromycetes, Glomerales, Glomeraceae. The record is from the annotation of a GenBank genome assembly.